Messenger RNA from Glarea lozoyensis ATCC 20868, 1170 nucleotides. Its product is annotated as Ankyrin repeat-containing protein. The coding region runs from base 1 to 1170 and encodes 389 amino acids. Gene Ontology annotation, molecular function: protein binding. Lineage: Eukaryota; Fungi; Ascomycota; Leotiomycetes; Helotiales; Helotiaceae. The record is from RefSeq and is a predicted model, not a curated record. The transcript is spliced from 4 exons.
AUGAGCGGACUCGAAGCCUUUGGCGCAUCUGCAGCUGCUUUCCAGUUCGCUGAGUUUAUAUUCAAAGCUGCAAAAUACGUCAAGAAGUAUGCUGAAGCUGGAAAGGGCCACUAUGAAAGGCUCGAUAAUUUGUACAGCAAUUUCGCCGGCUUUCAUGACACGUUAAAGAGUGUCUCAACAACAGCAAGCAAUGUUGCGAGAUCAGAUGACGGAAAAGAGCAUGCACGAGAGACUGAACAGAUCAAAAACAUGGUAGCAGAUUGUCGAAGCAUUCUGAUCAGAAUGUUGGAGGUUUCGGGGAAGUUUAAACAGGGCGAAGAAAGCCCUUCCCGCUUUAAGCUUGCAGUACACAGCUGGGUUUAUGACCAGAAUGGCAAAGAGAAAAUUGAUGGCAUGAUACAGGAAAUCAGGGAUGUUACGAUGCGUAUUACAUUGACUUUGACAAUGAUCAAUACAAAUCAGCUUAUUAGCGUCUCGAAGGCCGUCAGAGGGGUGGAACGAACAGCCACUGACAACAUGGUAGUGACGCUCGAGUCUGUAAAAGGUGAUGGCAGUGGUACGACUUCGUCGGUUGAAACGGUCAAGAUCCCACCCCCAGCCUACACAGAAAAACCAGAUUGGGGCCUGAGCAUAUUCACUCAACAAAACUUUGACUUCGAUGCCACCGAUUUAUCAAAGAGUCUUGUAGAUGCCAUCGAAUCCAACAAUUACACUGAAGUCAAAGCCCUCCUCCUAAAGGGAGAAAAUCCUUUAGCAGAGAGCGAGGACUGCUGGUGCGCACUUCACUACGCUGUACGUACCGACAGUAAACGAAUCAUGCGAGCAUUGCUAGCCUCCAAACAAGUUAAAGACCUCACAUGGGGAAUCAACAAAGAAGAUAAAAAUGGCGAGACGCCGCUUCAUCUCGCCGCCUCUUUGGGCAAGAAAAAUAUGCUUAGAGUACUGAUCGAGGGAGGUGCGGACUUCAAUGCGAAGAGCAAGAGUGGCCGGACACCUCUUUUCAAAGCCGUCGAAGGGAAUCAUGAGGAAAUCGUUGAGAUUUUGCUGGAGAAAAAUGCGGUAUUGAAACCUGAUGUGGCACCCCCUGGGAGUUUGGUGCCGAAACGGUUGAAGGAAAUGAGAGUCGCGAUUAAUCACCGGAAACUACAGGUGAGAAAGGGAAAGACUUGA